Lolium rigidum is the source of this 1766-nucleotide messenger RNA. RefSeq names its product probable protein S-acyltransferase 7. NCBI's taxonomy places the organism in Eukaryota, Viridiplantae, Streptophyta, Magnoliopsida, Poales, Poaceae. Bases 39 to 1361 code for a protein of 440 amino acids. The transcript is spliced from 5 exons. Gene Ontology annotation, cellular component: Golgi apparatus; endoplasmic reticulum. The record is from RefSeq and is a predicted model, not a curated record. Gene Ontology annotation, molecular function: protein-cysteine S-palmitoyltransferase activity. Gene Ontology annotation, biological process: protein targeting to membrane; peptidyl-L-cysteine S-palmitoylation.
AGGGCGCCCUAGGGUUUCCUGCCUCUGAGGCAGGCGGGAUGUACGUGCCGCGGCCUUCCCGCUCUGACGGCGGCCGCGACGCCGGCGAGCAGCCUAGGGUUUACCAGGUUUGGCGCGGAAACAACAAAUUCUUCUUGCAAGGGAGGUUUAUAUGUGGGCCUGAUGUGAGAUCCAUAUUUCUCACUAUGUUCCUCAUUGUUGCACCAGUGGCGGCUUUCUGCGUGUUUGUCGCCAGACACCUCAUGAAUGACUUUCCUGAUCAUUGUGGUAUCUCAGUGAUGGUAGUGGUGGUUGUCUUCACUGUUUAUGAUUUGACGCUGCUUCUUCUGACAUCUGGUAGAGACCCUGGUAUAAUACCUCGUAAUACUCAUCCUCCAGAACCUGAAAGCAUUGAUGGGAGCAAUUAUAUUAGGGGUCAGACACCACAACAAUACCGUUUGCCUCGGACAAGGGACGUCAUUGUAAAUGGAAUCAGUGUGAAGGUUAAGUACUGUGACACCUGCUUGCUUUACCGACCGCCUCGAUGCUCACACUGUUCUAUCUGCAAUAAUUGUGUGGAAAGGUUUGAUCAUCACUGCCCAUGGGUUGGCCAAUGCAUAGGACAGCGCAAUUAUCGGUUCUUCUACAUGUUUGUGUUCUCUACCACAUUAAUCUGCCUCUAUGUAUUUGCCUUCUGUUGGGUGUACAUAAUCAAGAUUAGAGAUGCUGAGGAAUCGUCAAUUUGGAGGGCAAUGCUGAAGACACCAGCCUCCAUUGUUCUAAUUAUCUACUGUUUUCUGUGUGUAUGGUUUGUUGGUGGUCUGUCUGUCUUCCAUUUCUACUUGAUGAGCACCAACCAGACAACCUAUGAAAAUUUCAGGUACCGCUAUGAUCGGCGCGCUAACCCGUAUCACAGAGGUGUUCUGAACAAUAUUCUGGAGAUAUUUUGCAGCUCUAUUCCUCCUUCCAAGAACAAUUUCCGGGCAAGGGUCACAGCAGAUCAAGAUAUACAACAGGCACGAUCGCCAUCUAGGGGUUUCAUGAGCCCCAACAUGGGCAAGCCUGUUGGAGAUCUAGAAAUGGGCAGGAAGCCAGUGUCCUGGGAUGAACCGAGGACGGGGGCUGAUAUUAGCGACUUGGAAGUAGGUCUUGGGGGCAUGUUGGAUGGGAAAGAGGGCAGAGUAACCCAUGCAUCUCCAAAUCUUAGCCAAGAAGAAUUUUCACCGGAGCUUGUGGAAGGCCGAGCGGGCAUGCAUUCAAGGCGGUCAAGCUGGGAUCGCAGAGCUGGAUCCUUGGGGUCAGUGGACAGCAACACUCUGCAAACGAAUCCUGCCGAGGAAGCUAAUGUGGGCGUUCAUGCCACCACGAGCGGUGCACAUUAGCAAGAACAAAAUGAAAGCUACAGACUGUUUCAGCUCGGCGUGGAGUGCGCAGUUGAUCAGCUUCUGAUCGGAGAAGCAGGUGCGGCAGGCUAAGGACCUGAACGGUGUAAUUCGAACACAGCUCUUUGCUGUUUGGUUCACGUUAGUGCAUCAGACUGAUCGAGCUUCUGUUGUUGUGUUUCUUUGGUGUGUCAAAAAAGUGGCCAAAGAGCUCAUGCUCCCACCUAUCCUGGGUUUGGGUCGAUGAUUGAUGUAUCUGCAAAUUGUGUAUAUAUAUAUAUUAUUGGAGUGUAUGUGCUUGUAUUGUCAUGCUUUGGCUUGUCAGAGUGCCAUUUUUCUUUGUUGGCUUGAAAGGAGGGAUGUAUUGAAUUGUUAUUAAUAUUAUCGUGGCAGAGUUGUCUUGAA